Molecule: messenger RNA, 759 nt
Organism: Erigeron canadensis
Lineage: Eukaryota; Viridiplantae; Streptophyta; Magnoliopsida; Asterales; Asteraceae
Product: WW domain-containing protein C660.06-like
Exons: 1
Coding region: 1-759 (252 amino acids)
Source: RefSeq, a predicted model, not a curated record
AUGGAUAGAGUUCAUAAAAUAUCACUACUGCUCCUUACCAUUAUCAUUUCUUUCUCGAGCCUCGCAGUUUCAAGUGAUGGCCGAACACAACAACUAGGGAAUCAGAAUUCAAAAAGUGGCAACAAAGGUGAAACAUGGUCAAAAGGAGACGACCAAAACACGAUCCCCAGGGAUCUCACCAGUAAGGACAUGUCUCCAGGGGAGGAAAGCACUGGAUUCGCUUUUGAUCCUUAUGGUUUGUUGGCUCCAAUGUACUUCCCAGCAUCUGCAGCUGGAUUUCAGGACAUGGAAAUGGUUAAAGAUGGUCAUAGGAGUGUUGAGGGGGUAAAUGGGGCUCCUAACUUCAAUGGAUAUCUACAAGGUUAUGAUGGAGCCCCGGGUGGUGGUUAUGGCUACCCAUAUCCAGGUGGUUAUGGCUUCCCGUAUUCAGGUGGCAUUGGAUUCCCACGAGGCAUAUUUGGUUUCCCUAGAUUCCGAUUUCCUCGCCGCAUAUUUGGGUUUCCGCGUGGUUUUGGUGGUUUUCCGGGGGGUUAUGGUGGGUUUCCGGGUGGUUAUGGUGGGUUUCCAGGUGGCUAUGGUGGGUUUCCAGGUGGUUAUGGCGGGUUUCCUGGCGGGUAUGGCGGAAAUCCUGGUGGGUAUGGUGGAAAUCCCGGUGGGUACGGUGGUAAGGGACCAGGAGAGAAACAUGGAGAUGGGGAGUACCCAGGUUCUGGAGGUAAAGCUCAGGUGAAGGGCAAAGAAGUCAAUCCUCAUGAUUGA